AUGAUUGGAGAUCAAGAAUUGGGAUUUUUUGCCAAUAUGCUGGGCAUUUUCAUAUUUAUUAUGGUUAUUGCUUACCAUUAUGUGAUGGCUGAUGCGAAAUAUGAAGGCAACUGAAAUUUGGCAUGUUAUUUGCCUGUAUUUUUUUUUUUUUCGAAGAUACUGUAACUUAAAGGAUAUCUAUACCAUGCAAGAUCUGUUAGCUGAGCUAUGGUGGAAGUUUGGCGUAUAAUUUGAUUAUCUUUAAAUGACUACAUAGGAAUGAUUAUGAUCAAA
This is a messenger RNA of Mangifera indica (mango), 273 nucleotides long. Its product is annotated as dolichyl-diphosphooligosaccharide--protein glycosyltransferase subunit 4A-like. The record is from RefSeq and is a predicted model, not a curated record. The coding region runs from base 1 to 114 and encodes 37 amino acids. The transcript has a single exon. Lineage: Eukaryota; Viridiplantae; Streptophyta; Magnoliopsida; Sapindales; Anacardiaceae.